AUGUCCAACGGCUACGCUUCUGCAGACCAGCUCGAAAAGCACGGCUCGCCUGCGCAGCGGCCCUCGAGCCACCAGCGCAACCACACGGUGGGCGGCCAUAUCGAUGACCGUUCGCAGCCUGCUCUGCCGGUGGUUCAUCGCACCUUUGCCAGUCCAUCUCCGUUGGGCCUGCUCUCUUUCGCAACCAGUAUCUUUCUCAUCGCCGCGUAUGGCCUCCACGCCCGCGAUGUCCAAACACCCAAUGUUCUCAUCGGAGUCCUGAUCUUCUUCGGUGGUGUUGCCCAGUUCGUUGCUGGAGUCAUGGAAUUCAUCACUGGAAAUACGUUCGGUGCAACCGUCUUCCCCUCCUAUGCCGCCUUCAACUUCUCCUACGCGAUGAUCUAUCUCCCCGGCACCGGAAUCAUGGCUUCAUACACGGACAAAACCACCGGCGCCAUCAGCUCCGAAUUCAACGAAGCGUUGGCCAUUUACGUCCUCGCCUGGUUCAUUCUGAGCGUGCUUUUCACCGUCGCCGCUGUCCGCUCAUCGUGGAUUUUGUUCACCGACUUCUUGGCGCUGGAUAUCUGCUUGAUCCUGCUGGCUGCGGGUUACAUGACUGGCAAUAGCUCCGUGAUGACCGCUGCGUACUCUUUUGCUAUGAUUGUGGCUUUCUUGACUUACUGGGCUGGCUGUGCUGGCUUGUGGAAUGGAGUUACUCCUAUUAACCUGCCUACCUUUGAUAUGUACAAGGAGGAGUAA
Messenger RNA from Aspergillus wentii DTO 134E9, 738 nucleotides. RefSeq names its product acetate uptake transporter family protein. The record is from RefSeq and is a predicted model, not a curated record. NCBI's taxonomy places the organism in Eukaryota, Fungi, Ascomycota, Eurotiomycetes, Eurotiales, Aspergillaceae. Gene Ontology annotation, molecular function: acetate transmembrane transporter activity. Bases 1 to 738 code for a protein of 245 amino acids. Gene Ontology annotation, cellular component: plasma membrane. The transcript has 4 exons.